This is a messenger RNA of Diospyros lotus (date-plum), 2140 nucleotides long. Its product is annotated as imidazole glycerol phosphate synthase hisHF, chloroplastic. Gene Ontology annotation, molecular function: imidazoleglycerol-phosphate synthase activity; oxo-acid-lyase activity. Lineage: Eukaryota; Viridiplantae; Streptophyta; Magnoliopsida; Ericales; Ebenaceae. Gene Ontology annotation, biological process: L-histidine biosynthetic process. The record is from RefSeq and is a predicted model, not a curated record.
GGCUGCGCGCGGAACAGAGAAAGUGGGCGUGCGCACAAUGGAGGCAGCAACGUUUCCUUCCUCUCGUCGGAUCUGGUCUCUGAUUUCAUCCUCUUCUUCCCUCUCCUCUGAUCAAUCUCCACAUUUUGUGCACCAUUAUUUCAAGAGAAACUCUCUCCAACUCAAACCGAGCUCCAGCUUGAAAAUUCGCGCCUCCGCCGGCGGCGGCGCUGAUUCCGUGGUGACCUUGCUUGACUACGGCGCUGGCAACGUCCGGAGCGUCAGAAAUGCGAUCCGGUUUCUCGGCUUUGACAUUAAAGAUGUGGAAAAACCAGAGGAUAUUCUCAAUGCAGAACGGCUUAUUUUCCCUGGGGUUGGGGCAUUUGCUGCUGCCAUGGAUGUGCUAACCAAGAAAGGGAUGGCUGAUGCACUAUGUUCUUACAUUAAGAAUGACCGCCCAUUUUUGGGCAUUUGUCUUGGAUUGCAGCUACUUUUUGAGUCAAGUGAGGAGAAUGGACCAGUGGAAGGUCUUGGCUUGAUUCCUGGUGAGGUCGGGCGCUUUGACUCAUCUAAUGGAAUCAGAGUACCUCAUAUUGGCUGGAAUGGGCUGCAAAUCACACAAGAUUCUGAAAUUUUGGAUGAUAUUCAAAAUCGUCAUGUCUACUUUGUUCACUCUUAUCGAGCCAUGCCAUCAGAUGACAACAAAGAAUGGGUUUCAUCUACCUGCAACUAUGGUGACAAUUUCAUAGCAUCUGUUAGAAGAGGAAAUGUGCAUGCAGUUCAGUUUCAUCCUGAGAAAAGUGGAGAUGUUGGCCUUUCUAUAUUAAGAAGGUUUUUGUAUCCAAAGUCCUAUGCACCAAAGAAGCCAAUGGGAGGGAAGGCUUCAAAACUUGCAAAGAGGGUAAUUGCUUGUCUUGACGUGAGGACAAACGAUAAUGGUGACCUUGUUGUUACAAAGGGUGACCAAUAUGAUGUCAGGGAGCAAACAAAAAAUGAGGUGAGAAACCAUGGCAAGCCAGUGGAUCUAGCUGGGGAGUAUUACAAGGAUGGGGCUGAUGAGGUCAGUUUCCUGAAUAUUACUGGUUUUCGCAACUUCCCUCUAGGCGACUUACCAAUGCUGCAGGUGUUGAGGUGCACAUCAGAAAAUGUUUUUGUACCAUUAACAGUUGGAGGGGGUAUCAGAGAUUUUACUGAUGGAAAUGGAAGGUACUAUUCGAGUUUGGAAGUUGCUUCUGAAUAUUUCAGGUCAGGUGCUGAUAAGGUUUCUAUUGGAAGUGAUGCUGUUUAUGCAGCAGAAGAAUAUUUGAGAACAGGAGUAAAGACUGGAAAAAGCAGCUUGGAACAGAUUUCCAGAGUCUAUGGGAACCAGGCAGUGGUUGUGAGCAUUGAUCCUCAUAGGGUUUACUUGAAGAAUCCCGACGAUGUAGAGUUUAAGGUUAUAAAAGUAAGCAACCCUGGUCCAAAUGGAGAAGAAUAUGCCUGGUAUCAGUGCACAGUCAAAGGUGGCCGAGAAGGUCGACAAAUUGGAGCUUAUGAACUUGCAAAAGCUGUUGAAGAGUUGGGAGCAGGGGAAAUACUGUUGAACUGCAUUGACUGUGAUGGGCAAGGCAAAGGAUUUGAUGUAGAUCUUAUAAAGCUGAUAUCUGAUGCUGUGACCAUUCCCGUGAUUGCAAGUAGUGGUGCAGGGGUGGUUGAACACUUCUCGGAGGUUUUCACUAAAACAAAUGCUUCUGCUGCCCUUGCUGCUGGCAUUUUCCACCGGAAGGAGGUGCCCAUUCAGUCGGUGAAAGAGCAUUUGCUAAAAGAAGGGAUAGAAGUCAGAGUAUGAUUUGUAUCUUUUGGUCAGACGAGCAUUCGAUACAAGAAGACAAUGCUGCACCACCCCAUUGGGAACUGGUUUAGAACCUAUGAGAUUAUUGCCGCAACUCGUUAUGGUAAUUUAUGUUGUCUUUUGGGCUCUUUGGUUGUUGACAGAGCUGUUGGACGCAGUUCUUUUUUCUUUUCUUUUUCGGCUCUUUUGAGUGUUGCUGACAGUGGUGUUGGAAGAACUUCAGUUGCUGUAGUUGUCACGAACCUAUGAAUUUUGUGAUAUUUGUAGAUGUUCCCUUCAUAAGUAUGAUCCUUGAAACAAACCAAGAAUGAAUAAUUUUCUAUUCCUCUA